Molecule: messenger RNA, 965 nt
Organism: Spizellomyces punctatus DAOM BR117
Lineage: Eukaryota; Fungi; Chytridiomycota; Chytridiomycetes; Spizellomycetales; Spizellomycetaceae
Exons: 2
Coding region: 57-662 (201 amino acids)
Molecular function (GO): flavin adenine dinucleotide binding
Source: RefSeq, a predicted model, not a curated record
CGGGCUCUUUGGGCGUAAAAUAUGGAGUGGCUGCCGAUCAAGCUUUGGAAAUCACAAUGGUCAGCGCAAAGGGAGACAUGCUAGUAGCAAAUAAAAAUCAGAACCCAAAUUAUUUUGGGCAACUUUGUGGAGUUGGUGGAGGAUCUUUGGGGAUCAUAACAUCAUUCAAGAUCGCCUUACAAACCGUGCCCAAUACGGACGCUGUGACUUCGUUUACAUUUAGUUGGCCCGCCAGUCAACACCGCGCCGUGCUUGCUGCCUAUAACACAUGGGGCCCAAAGGCGACGAACGAUCUGACAACUGAAUUGAACUGGAAUUCUGCAGGAUCCUUGGAGCUGCAAGGACUAUACCUCGAUCCAAAGUCAAACCUCAACGGGAUUUUAAAGGGCUUUAUAGACGCUGUAGGGUCGCAACCUUCUGCCUCAGAUGUACGGCAGCAGUCGCUUAUGGAUGCGUUACUUCGUUUUACUUGGAUGGACACCACAAAGCCGGCAGGCAUGCAACACCCCUUUGUUCAGGACGCAAAGUGCAUUAAAGGCAACUUAUUAUUCUACAGUGCUCCUUUCAGCGGGCAAACUGUACAGAUCAUGAACAAAUACCUCUGUUCAAUACCGAGAGGCUUGACCGGAGCUUAUAUCAUCAUCGAUCUUUGGGGUGGAUAAGUCAGCAAUGUUCCUGUUUCCGAGACUGCUUUCAUUCAUCGCAAUGAGCUGUUUGGCAUUGAGAUAGUAGUUGAAUGGGGAAUCUGAAUGCUCCCCCAGGUAACUCCGAUUGCCCGACGUGUCCUACCUGGAUUAACAACUUCUACGGUAAUCUGGCUACUCUAUACCGUAAAGAGUACAAAACAAAUACUGUUCCAGCGUACCAAAACUCUAUUGACAAGGGGCUCCCGAACCGGCAACAAGCGUAUUAUGGAGCGGCGUACGAUCGAUUAAAGCAGGUCAAGCGGCAAUCGUAUUCCUCUA